Messenger RNA from Ogataea haglerorum, 1080 nucleotides. RefSeq lists its product as uncharacterized. The record is from RefSeq and is a predicted model, not a curated record. Gene Ontology annotation, cellular component: mitochondrion. Lineage: Eukaryota; Fungi; Ascomycota; Pichiomycetes; Pichiales; Pichiaceae. Gene Ontology annotation, molecular function: GTP binding. The transcript has a single exon. The coding region runs from base 1 to 1080 and encodes 359 amino acids.
AUGAAAAAGUGUCUUUUUUUUCGGCAUGCAGCGAGAACAGCGACAAACUCACAUGUUAGCAGAGGUCUAGAUCCUAAUAAAAUUCGAUCGUUGCUUGCCAACUCAAACGAUCAUCUAGAGAAAGUGCAUUCUCCAGUACGCCAGAAAUCAAAAGUCAAUACGCCUUCGCCGCCUGUAGACGGCCCACUUCUAAACAGGCAUUUUGCACACAAAAGUGAUCUUUCAGUCCCGGUGUUAACAAGCGUGGAUCGAGGUAAUGUAUCCAGAAUCAUAAACGACUCAGAAAUUAGUCUUGAUUGGAGCAUAUAUGACCUAAAUAAAUUGCCAGGCGAAGAUAAAAGAGCAGCUGUCGAAAUGCGAAUCGAAGAACCGGUAAUACGUCACGAAAAUAAGGGCGAGCUUUUGCCAGAGGUUAUACUUUUGGGAAGAUGUAACGUCGGAAAAUCAUCUUUGGUGAAUGCUCUUAUGAGCAACAAUAAGCAAUCUGCAACUUCAUACGCCAGGGUCAAACAAAGCGCUGGUUACACGCCAUGCUUGAAUUUUUACAACGUGGGAGGCUUGUUCAGACUUGUAGAUAGUCCAGGGUAUGGUGUGAAGGGAAAAGCAUGGCAAGGAGAGCUCACAAUGCAAUAUCUUGCUGAAAGGAGAGAAUUAAGAAACUGUUUCUUGAUUCUAAAUGGUGAUGUUGGGCUGAAUUAUUAUGACGAGAUGAUACUUGAAGCAUUGGUUGAAAUGGGAGUCCAAUUUGACAUUAUAUUCAACAAAAUUGAUAAAGUCAAAAGUGACUUUAGAAUUCAACACUUCGAAGAAUUGAUUUCCGGAAGUAUACUCAAUGACCUUAAAAUCAGACCACGCAUGUACUUUGUGAACUCGAUUGAAAGUGAUCUAAAACAACGCACAGGAAUGAACGAAAUCAGGUAUGGAAUAUUGGAAUCGUGUGGCUAUAGCGAUCUCCAGAACCUGAAGCCGCGCAGAAAGAAAAAGAAUAUCAACGAGACUAUAGAGAAAAUAAAGCAGAAAAACGCAAGAAAGAGUUUGAAAGGACAUCCAAAAGUUAAUUUGCAACGUGACAUUCGUUAA